Molecule: messenger RNA, 1867 nt
Organism: Echinops telfairi (small Madagascar hedgehog)
Lineage: Eukaryota; Metazoa; Chordata; Mammalia; Afrosoricida; Tenrecidae
Gene: SERPINA10
Product: serpin family A member 10
Exons: 5
Coding region: 158-1456 (432 amino acids)
Biological process (GO): blood coagulation; negative regulation of endopeptidase activity
Molecular function (GO): serine-type endopeptidase inhibitor activity
Source: RefSeq, a predicted model, not a curated record
UUCAGCUGCAAACCCUCACCUUUGUCUUACAACCCAUCCCAGGCACCGAGGACCCGUCAGGUUGCCCGGGGCUGUCCCACUCCAGGAAGCCCUUUGGAACCACUGAGCUCUCUUUCUUCUUGUGUCGAGAGGAGUCCCCCAGGGGUGCACAGAGAGCAUGAAGGUGAUGAUAAGCCUGCUGCUCCCGGUCCUCCUAGCCCAGGGGGAUCUGGUGCCCAGCUCGACCCUGAGCCCCCCACAGUCAGAGACUGAGGCAGGGCCCAGCACUCCGAAGACCCUGGUUCCCCAGAACCAGCCACCCCAGGAAGAGGAGGAAGAGGAGGCCCGGCUGGUAGCUGGGGGGUUCGAACUUUCUCGGGCGACUUCCAACUUGGGGUUUGAUUUACUGCGCAAAAUGACUGCCCGGCAUGAAGGCAACUUGAUGUUCUCACCACUGGGCCUGUCCUUCGCCAUGGGGACCCUGAUGCUGGGGACCUCGGGGCCCACCCACGCCCAGAUCCUGAGCGGGCUGGGCCUGCAGACCCUGAGCAGGACCCAGCCCCUGCCAGAGCUCUUUGGACACCUCCGAAAGACCCUGACCCACACCCGGGAGCUGGGCCUCAGCCAGGGCAGCUGGGCCUUCAUCCACAAGGACUUUGAUGUCACAGAGACCUUCCGCAAUUUGUCCAAGAGGUAUUUCGAUACCGAAUGCGUGCCUGUGAAUUUCCGCAAUGCCUCGCAGGCCAGAGGGCUCAUGAAUCACUACAUUAGCAAAGAGACCCAGGGCAAAAUCCCCAAGCUCUUUGAUAAAAUUAACCCUGACACCAAAUUAAUCCUCAUGGAUUACAUCCUGUUCAGAGGGAAGUGGCAGACGCCAUUCAACCCCGCCUUCACGGAAGUGGACACGUUCCACCUGGACAAGUACCGGGCGGUGAAGGUGCCCCUGAUGUUCGCCUCGGGCACGUUCGCCUCCAGCUUUGACGUGAACUUGCGCUGCCACGUGCUCAAGCUGCCCUACCGUGGGAACGCCACCAUGCUGGUGGUCCUCAUGCAGCGCCUGGGGGACUACCUGGCCCUGGAAGACUACCUGACCACGGACCUGGUGGAGGCGUGGCUUCAGAACAUGAAAACCAGAAAAAUGGAGGUUUUCUUUCCGAAGUUCAAGCUAGAUCAGAAAUAUGAGAUGCACCACCUGCUGAAGCAGAUGGGAAUCCAGAGAAUCUUCUCGCCCUGGGCUGACCUGAGCGAACUCUCUCCAACACCCAGAAAUCUGAAAGUAUCCGAGGUUCUGCAGAGAACAGUGGUGGAGGUGGACGAGCAGGGAACAGAGGCUGCGGCAGGGACCCUGACAGAGAUCACCGCUUACUCCAUGCCCCCCAUCAUCAAAGUGGACCGGCCCUUUCACUUCCUGAUCUACGAGGAAACCACCAGGCUGCUGCUCUUUCUGGGCCGCGUGGUGGAUCCGACUCGCCUCUGACCGGGACCUGCAGGUGCCCCUCAGGCUUUAAUGACAGUUAGGGUGGCGGGUGGCCCAGGUGCAGAGGGCCCCCCUUGUCCUCUGCUUGUCUGGCCUUUCUUACAGAUACAAAUGUGUGUGCACAUAUGUGAGAUCCCGUGCCAUCGGCCUGGCGCCAGAGCCUGUUUCUGAUGCUUUCGCACCUGACUGGAGACCAGCACACCUUGACCUGGAUUUGUGGCUCACACACCUGGACUGGAAAAAAUGGCAGCUUAGGGCUUUCUUUCAAGAUAACGCCUGGGGGAGGGAGGAAUGCAGACAGAUGCUGCCCUAGUGCCCCACUUCUCUGUGGGCCAGAGCACUGGUCGGUCCUGUCACAGAGCCCUUGCCUGCUGACUGCAUUAAAAUGGCGACAGCCACUUCUGCUCUCAA